Pantherophis guttatus is the source of this 4294-nucleotide messenger RNA. NCBI's taxonomy places the organism in Eukaryota, Metazoa, Chordata, Lepidosauria, Squamata, Colubridae. The record is from RefSeq and is a predicted model, not a curated record.
UUUUGUGCUGUUUCCAUGGUCAGAGCAGCAGCUGGCAGGUGAGUGGAGGGCAGCAGGUGGGAGGAGAGUCCGGGAGCAACUUGGGCUGGAAGCGGAGAAGCAACUGGGCUGAAGCCUCUCAGCUGCGGCUGCUGCAGGUUCCCUCCCUCCCCAAAUGGAAGCCCACUGGUGCUGCAGGCUGGGAAACUGGGGGCUGCAAUUUCUGCUGGUGGGAAGCUUGAAAAAGCCUCUUUCAAGUGGAGGUUGGUUCUUUGGGAAUGGCUUCCCUCCAGAGGUUGUGGCUGCUCCGUCCCUGGAGGGUUUUGAGGGGCGAUUGGGCAGCCAUUUGUUCUGGACGGAAUAGGGUCUCCUGGCUGAACAGGGGAUGGACUAGAAGACCUCCAAGGUCCCCCCAACUCAAUUCUUCUCUUAUGGACCUGAUGUUUUCUGGGCAACAAGAUCGGAUUUAUGUGUCUCUGGUCGUUUCUGGAUUGUUUUGCUUCCAUUUCUAGCUAACAAGCAUCGUGUUUUCCUCUUAGUGCCCCCAUCCGUGUAUUCACCAGGUUCAACUGUGCUUAACCAGCACUUUUUAAAAACCAGCUAUUGAAUGUUUUGACUGUUCAGUUGUAUUUAUUUAUUUAUAAAAUGUAUUGGCCACCAACCUUACCAUGACAUAACUGUGGGCGGCUUAGAGGCAGUAAAUAAUACAUACACGUUAAAAUCUAAACAAAUUGUAGAAAGAAAAAUCCGGUCCGGUUCCAAGCCAGGAGAAAGGAGCUGGAAAUAAAAUGCUUAGUGACACAAUUGCAGUCAACAAAGAAGAUGGCAAUGAGCACUCUGGACAACUGAGGAUAACAAGCAACAUUGAACACCAAAGCAAGUCCGUCCAAAAAUCAAUAUAUCUUCCAUUUCCUUCAGAGAGCCACACAAUUCUUAAUCUUCCUCAGCAAGUGAGAGGAAAACGAGAGAAAAUCAAGAAGAGAUUUCUAGCUGGGAAAAGCAGAGUGUGAAAUUCAAUCAUGCAUUACAUGAAAGUCAAGGCAGAUUAUUUUUCCAUUGGGCAAAAGAGGGAAAUAUCUGGAAGUUACUGGGGAGGAAAAGGUCAAUUGGAAAACCACGUAGAGCAAGCCCACUCUGGGAGGAAGAAAAUGGCUUGAAUAAAAACACUGCUAAACAAGGAAUCAUCCAUAUUUUUGACUUCCAAAGGAAUAUGAGUUGUGGAAAAGCUUCAUAGAUGUGCCUGUUGUGGGAAAGAUACAACUUGCAAAUAACAGCUGAUUAUGCCUGAUUUUCUCCCGACUGGAGAAAAACCAUACAAUACUCUAAAUGUGGCAAAACCUCUGAUCAGAACACCUCCAUUGCGGUUCUUGUAAGGACCCACACAGGAGAGAAGCCCUACAAGUGCUCCCAAUGCAGUAAAUGCUUUAGGAAGCAUGGCAACAUGACUCAUGCCAAGGAGAAACCGUUUGAAUGUCCUGAUUGUGAGAAAUGUUUCUGUGAUAAUUCCAACCUGGUGAUACACCUGAGAAUUCACACAGGAGAUAAACCUUUUAAGUGUCCUGAUUGUGGAAAAAGCUUCAGUCGGCAUUCCAGCCUGGUGACACACCAAAGGACUCACACAGGCGAGAAACCCUUUGAGUGUCCUGAUUGUGGGAAAAGUUUCAGUCAGAAUUCCAACCUGGUGAGACACCAAAGGACUCACACAGGCGAGAAACCCUUUGAGUGUCCUGAUUGUGGGAAAAGUUUCAGUAACAAUUCCACUCUGGUGAAACACCAGAGGACUCACACAGGAGAGAAACCCUUUGAAUGUCCUGACUGUGGGAAAAGUUUCUAUCAGAAUUCCAGCCUGAUUCAACAUCAGAGGAUUCAUACAGGAGAGAAACCGUAUGAGUGUCCUGUUUGUGGGAAAAGUUUCAGUCAGAAUUCCAGCCUUGUGACACACCAGAGGAUUCACACAGGAGAGAAACCCUUUGAAUGUCCCGACUGUGGUAAAAGUUUGAGUUCCAAACUCAGCCUUCUGACACACCAGAGAAUUCACACAGGAGAGAAGCUCUUUGAAUGUCCUGACUGUGGGAAAAGUUUCCGUCAGAAUUCCAACCUGGUUCAACACCAGAGGACUCACACAGGAGAGAAACCCUUUAAAUGUCCUGAUUGUGGGAAAAGUUUCAGUCAGAAUUCCACACUGGUUCAACACCAGAGGACUCACACAGGAGAGAAACCCUUUAAAUGUCCUGACUGUGGGAAAUGUUUCCGUCGGAAUUCCAACCUCAUCGGCCAUCAGAGGAUUCACAUAGCAGAUAAACCGUUUGAAUGUCCUGAUUGUGGAAAAUGUUUCCGUCAGAAUUCCUAUCUCAUCAGCCACCAGAGGAUUCAUACAGGAGAGAAACAGUUUGAAUGUUCUGAUUGUGGUAAAAGUUUCAGUACGAUUUCCACCCUGGUGAAACACCAGAGGAUUCACACAGGAGAGAAACACUUUGAAUGUCUUGACUGUGGGAAAAGUUUCAGUCAUAAUUCCAGCCUGGUUCAACACCAGAGGACUCACACAGGAGAGAAACCGUUUGAAUGUCCUGACUGUGGGAAAAGUUUCAGUCAUAAUUCCAACCUGGUUCAACACCAGAGGAUUCAUACAGGGGAGAAACUGUUUGAAUGUUUUUAUUGUGGUAAAAGUUUCAGUACAAAUUCCACCCUGGUGAAACACCAGAGGACUCACACAGGAGAGAGACCCUUUGAAUGUCUUGACUGUGGGAAAACUUUCAGUCAUAAUUCCUGCCUGGUUCAACACCAGAGGAUUCAUACAGGAGAGAAACCGUUUGAAUGUUCUGAUUGUGGUAAAAGUUUCAGUCAGAAUUCCAACCUGGUUCAACACCAGAGGACUCACACAGGAGAGAAACCGUUUGAAUGUCCUGACUGUGGGAAAAGUUUCCGUCAGAAUUCCAACCUGGUUCAACACCAGAGGAUUCAUACAGGAGAGAAACCGUUUGAAUGUUUUUAUUGUGGUAAAAGUUUCAGUACGAAUUCCACCCUGGUGAAACACCAGAGGACUCACACAAGAGAGAAACCCUUUGAAUGUCUUGACUGUGGGAAAACUUUCAGUCAUAAUUCCUGCCUGGUUCAACACCAGAGGAUUCACACAGGAGUGAAACCCUUUGAAUGUCCUGACUGUGGGAAAAGUUUCAGUCAGAAUUCCACCCUGGUUCAACACCAGAGGACUCACACAGGAGAGAAACCGUUUGAAUGUCCUGACUGUGAGAAAAGUUUCCGUCAGAAUUUCAGCCUAGUUCAACACCAGAGGACUCACACAGGAGGAAAACUAUAUGAGUGUCCAGACUGUGGGAAUGAUCUCAGUACUAAGGUUAACCUUAUAAAUCAAGUACUUAUAAACAAAGGGGAGAAAUCAUUUUAAUGCCCCGAGUGUGGACGGUGCUUCAGGAAACUUUCCACCCUUAUUGCACACAGAAAAAUCUCCUAAGGCCCCAAGCGAUUAGUGUAGAGAAGGGUUGAAUUUCAUUUCUAGUGUCCCAGUGUAACUCCAGCUGAGAAAUUGACUAUUUAAUUUGAUUAAAUUAAAUAGAAUUUGCCUGAUUUUUUGUAGGCAAAUAUGUAAUGGUACUAGAUGGUGCAGAGGAAAGAAAAAGUUGGAACAUAUUACUUUGAUAAUGGCUAUCUUACCUUCAGCAUAAGAAGUUGCUGGAUAUUUAUUUUUGUAGAAAUUUGGCAAUUAUGUAAAAAUCUUUUUGGGAAUGUUCUUUGCAUUUUUGUGAUGGUGGAUGAUAGAAAUGCUAUGUGCCAGGAAUCCCAGCCUUUUUUUCCCUUGGUGCCCCCAAGAUUUUCAGCCUUAGAAUUCUCCAGCCAGCAUCUCUUGGGGAUUGGAGCCCUGAGAUAUAGAUUGUGGCUCCUCAUAUAAGGAGAAAGCAAGAGGAGAAGAGACACAGAGGGGAUUCAAAGUUUAUCUUUUCCUAACAGUUCCAGGAAUUUAGUGCACCAAGUACGUCUGUUCAGAUUGUGUCAAGAAUGAGGCACCCAAGUGGAAGAAACCAUAAUGAAUAGCAAAUAUAUUGGGGGAGUUUAUAGAGUAGUGAGAAAAGCAAUGUAAAAUUUCAGAUGUAAAGGCUGUUCUGCCCUUCAGGUAACCUUCAUGGUUCAAAAGCCAAAAGAAGCAAUUCGAUUGAAACAUGUCAGUUGCUACAUAUUCCUUUUCUCCCCAGAUUUUAUUCCAUUUGUGGUACAUGCUUUAAAACUGGUUCUCCUUCAUAGUAGGGGUGACUUGUUGUGAUUUUAUGGACACCUUUUGUUGGAAACAAUAUGGAACUCUUAU